Molecule: messenger RNA, 2190 nt
Organism: Trichoderma breve
Lineage: Eukaryota; Fungi; Ascomycota; Sordariomycetes; Hypocreales; Hypocreaceae
Exons: 5
Coding region: 1-2190 (729 amino acids)
Biological process (GO): regulation of DNA-templated transcription
Molecular function (GO): zinc ion binding; DNA-binding transcription factor activity, RNA polymerase II-specific
Source: RefSeq, a predicted model, not a curated record
AUGGUCCCAGGCAGACUCGGAACCGAGACUGCACGCAGGCGACAGUUCUCCAGCUGCGACUACUGUCGUAAAUCGCGUAUUGCAUGCGAUGCAUCUCAAUUACAAAGGAACCAAGAAAUAUCUUCCGGUAGUCCCGACGCGGGUUCGUCGUCAUCGCGCGUUCAGUGCACAAACUGUUCGAAGCGCUCUCUGACGUGCACCUACGAGUGGAUUCGGGACCGUGGAACAAGGGAUGUAGCUGCUGUAGGAGAUGCCAAUAGGCCAAGAACUCGUCAGCUCUCUCGUCGUUCGGCAACUGGUCGUUCCAGAAGAGCGCCCACUAGGACACAUGUAACCAAUAGCCCAGAGCCUUCUGAAGAGACACAACAUGACGAAGCAGAGCCAGCUGCAACUGCAGAGACUAAUGACCAUACCCAGAUCAUACCCAGUUCUGAAUUAUCCCAGCAAACUGAGGCCAGGGUACUACAUGACCACCUAUGGACAGUUUUCAGUCUGAUAUUCGAGCCUGUUCUUACUCUCUGGACCGGCCCGGACUGCAGUCCCUAUGUGGUACCUGAUCAUAUGUCUAAUCUCACAAUGCUGCAGCUAGCUGUUUCCCUUGAUUGGGCCAAUUGCACCUGUAGAACUGACAACCAUGUCGCACGCCGUCAUGGCUGGCACUGCCCGAGAGGCGAUCGCGCCGUCCAACUAGCAUUAAUUUCCGCAGUACAUUCGUUCUCUUUCCGCUGGCUACCGUUAGUCACGGAUACUGCAGGGGAUGGCCAGCAGCUUCUGCGACUUGGCGAGCACCUCUGGACCAAUGCCAAGUCCAGAAUCAUGUCCGUUUUUGACAAGCUCAGCUAUCAAACAGCUUUGGCUUUGUAUCUGUUCGGACUAACUCCAAUUCCUAAAGGUGCUUCCGUGGAUGUCGAGAAUGCUCACAGCGCUGGCGAGGUCAGCAUCGAUAUGGCACUUCGCCAAAUUCACAGGCUAAGAGUAAAACGACGCGAUAUCAGAUUUUCCGGUACUGGCCUUUCAAUUGGUAGAAGCGAUGGAGAAACCCCCAUUAACCACAACCCUGUGAAUGAAGAUUUUAUCCAUGCCGAGAAUAUGAUGUACUGGGCUGGGGUAGUAUUCGAUACCUCUUCAGCUAUGACUAGAGGGUGCCCUUCCAUCCUGUGUAGUGGCGUGUUUGGCUUUGAAGAAGAGCCAGUCUUUCGCCUUAUGAAAGCCCGAGUUCAACUCUUCCAUGAGAGUACAGAGUCAUGGAGACAGAAUGGGUUUGUCCCGACAAGUCAUGCUACGCUAUAUGUUGUUCACCGGGCGUCCACCUGGAAAGGAUACGUCUGGAAAAUAAUCGGAGCUCUGCGAGAAGCUAUCAAUCACGGCUAUGGAGAGGCUGUCAUAACAAGGCUGAAAACGCUUAUUGCUGAGGCUCUGGAUCGCUUCGAUAGAACCUUCAAACCCCUUCUUGCAGCCUGUGAGAAGCACAUUCUCUUUUCCAGCAAGGAUGCUCGAUUGUGUUAUUACCUUCUUCAAUUGCACUACUAUAUGGGCCUAUUACUUCUAUGUAGCCUAGCUGUAACUACGGAACGGACAGAUAUCGUUCCAAUGUUUGAUACCGUUCGUCGCGAAUCUGUUCACACCAUUUUCAGUGCGAUUAGCUUUGGCCUCAGCUGUCAGGUGGCUCUUAGCCAAGAUGAAAGCCAACGCAGCCGGAAACGCUUCUCAUUGAUCAACUUGGAUCCUUAUCCACACCAUAUUCUCGCAUCACUGCAGCUAGCUACUUAUGUUUUGCUCGAUUACCUGAAGCGAGAUGAGAUAACACAAGACGCGUUUGAUAACUUUUGUCGAAUCGUCUUUGAUGCGCUCGAUGAAAUUCCCCAGUGCAUACAGUCAGUACAGAGAGUAAAGAAGCUCUUGUAUGAGACACUGAGUGCCGGCGGUCAUCAUCUUGAUACAGGCUCGGACGCACUACGUGAGCCGGCUACGAGUAUUUUGAGCACCUCGGGAGGAGGACAACAUCAGCAAGUAACCCGCAGUGAUCGUCAAACGAAUAACGAAACUAUGACUUCUGAGGAGCCAAGUGAUGUUAUCAUGGCUUCAAAUCAAUUGGCUUCUACUUUGACCAAUAUCGACGAAGCAGGACUUAGUUGUUUAGCAGAGACACUCUUCGCUAGACCUGCAGUAGUACUUAGUACGGGAUCAUAG